Molecule: messenger RNA, 933 nt
Organism: Helobdella robusta
Lineage: Eukaryota; Metazoa; Annelida; Clitellata; Rhynchobdellida; Glossiphoniidae
Exons: 7
Coding region: 1-933 (310 amino acids)
Molecular function (GO): protein binding
Source: RefSeq, a predicted model, not a curated record
AUGGCUAACGAAGAUGAAUGUUCAAAAAUUCUUAGCCAGUUUGAAAAUUCAGAAGAGAAAUCAAAGAAUAAAAAAGAUUUGGAUAAUUUUUUGAAGAAAGUAUGUGAAGUUGAAUCUAUAGUAAGAGGCAUGAGCUCGAAGGACGAGGGUACAGUCGAUAGCUGCAUGAAACGGGCUGAUGAGUUCCUCACAAAAUACAACAACCUACCUACCGGAGACUUUUCUGAAAAAAAUAAAGAUGGCGGACAUGAUGUUGAUGAUGAUGAUGAUGAUGGUGGUGAUAAAAAUACGAAAGAUAAAAAUCCCAAGAAGAAAGCUAUUAAUAAAACAAUCAUAAACGAUAAGGCCUUCAAAGAUGAUGACAGCCACAAGGGCAGACAAACUGAACAAAUGGACCCUGAGGCUUUCAUGAGAAUGAUGGAAGAAGAUGCAAAUAAAAGAGCGGAGGAUAGAAGGAAGAGAAAAGAGAAAGCGGAGGAAUUAAAGCAGAAAGGAGAGAGAUUGUUUAGUGAGGGGAUGUACAAAGAAUCAUUAGAAGUUUUCAAUGAGGCGCUACAGACGCUGAAAGACUGGUCGACGUUGUAUACCUGCAGAGCCCAGGUUCAAACGCAGCUUGGUAACUAUAAGGAGGCUUUGUCUGAUUGUGAUUGGGCAUUUAGGGCAGAUGCCAAAAGUCUGAACGCUUUCGUAACUCAAUCAAAAGUCCACCAAGCUAUGGGGGACCAUGACAAGGCUGUUGAGAUUUUACUAAAGGGAAUUGAAGUUAAACCUGGCAAGAAGAAAGUUCUGGAAGUCAUUCAAUCAUACGUUCAUUCAUCCAUUCAUUUCUUGGAAUUAUUGAAAACAUAUGUCUCGAAGGUUAUUUGGAUAGCGUUAGAAAACUGCAAGACUCUUGCAAUGACAGCUUUGUGUCCAAGAACUACAAUUGAAUAG